AUGUUUGGUACCUUAUCAGAAGAGGCAGAAGUAAUGGUGCCGGCGAGCAAAGCUUGGGCUCUCUAUGGUACGCUUGAGCUCGCAAAGCUCGUCACAGGAAAAGUCGUUGAAGCGGUUGAAGUUGUUGAAGGUGACGGUGGGGUUGGUACCAUUCUCAAGCUUACUUUUAACCCUGGGCUAGGUUUCUCUUAUUGUAAAGAGAAGUUCACAAAGGUGGAUAACAUACAUAUGGUCAAAGAAACCGAAGUGAUGGAAGGGGGGUUUCUUGAUAUGGGAUUUAAUCUUUAUAUUAUACGGAUUGAAAUCAAAGAGAAUCCAAAGGAUGGUUCGGGCUCUUCGUGUCUUGUGAAAUUAACACUUGAAUACGACGUUAAGGAAGAGUUUGUGGCUAAUGCUUCUCUGGUCACCAACAGGAAUCUCCUUGGCAUAAUGAAUGUUGCAAAUGAACAUCUUUUGAAAUCAAAUUAGCACCGGUAACAUUUAUUAUCAUACAUGUAUUGUCCUAAUUAAUAAUAAACUCAUACUGUAUUACUUUUCUUUGUUAGCUUUAGUGUGGGGGCACUCAUCUCCUUGGCUUUGAUUUUUGAAAUAGGGGAAGAAUAGCUUGUUAGAAAAAUAUUACCAUCAAUGACUCACUAAUGUUCUUGUGGUACCAUAAAAGACAUGUUUGUAUGUAAACUCUACUUGGAUGUAAGCUAUGAGGUACAUAGAUUGUUCAUGUUAAUAAAACAUAUAGGACUAUUGUUACA
Molecule: messenger RNA, 749 nt
Organism: Helianthus annuus (common sunflower)
Lineage: Eukaryota; Viridiplantae; Streptophyta; Magnoliopsida; Asterales; Asteraceae
Product: S-norcoclaurine synthase-like
Exons: 2
Coding region: 1-468 (155 amino acids)
Biological process (GO): abscisic acid-activated signaling pathway; defense response
Cellular component (GO): nucleus; cytoplasm
Molecular function (GO): signaling receptor activity; protein phosphatase inhibitor activity; abscisic acid binding
Source: RefSeq, a predicted model, not a curated record